AUAGGCGAGGUCUCCUCCCUUCUUCCGCCGCGCGUCGCCUUCUCCUCCUUCCUAACCUAGGGCUCCGAUUUCGCCAGGUGUUGCCCAUCGCGACCGCGCCACCGCCGCCGCCGCCGCCACCGCCACCGCCGCCGCCACCGCCACCGCCACCUGCCGAUCCUACAGCAGUUGCAUAGGAGUACAUCUUUAGAAAUGGACCCACAUUCACACAAGAAGGCACAUGAAGGUCUGAUUGGUGACAACCCUGACGCGUAUGCCGUGACGACAUACCAACCUGUGCUGAUGGUAGAACCAUCAGCCGCUGCUGCCUUCCCUCCAGCUCCCCAGGUUGCUCCAGCCUAUCCAGUGAACCCAAUGCAGCUUCCAGAGCAUCAGCAGCACGCAAUCCAGCAAGUUCAGCAGCUCCAGCAGCAGCAGAAGGAGCAGCUCCAGGCGUUCUGGGCCGACCAGAUGGCCGAGGUUGAACAGAUGACUGAGUUCAAGCUCCCCAACCUCCCGCUUGCAAGGAUCAAGAAGAUCAUGAAGGCCGAUGAGGACGUCAAGAUGAUCGCGGGCGAGGCACCGGCGCUCUUCGCCAAGGCCUGCGAGAUGUUCAUCCUGGACAUGACGCUGCGGUCCUGGCAGCACACCGAGGAGGGCAGGAGGAGGACGCUGCAGAGGAGCGACGUCGAGGCGGUGAUCAAGAAGACCGACAUCUUCGAUUUCUUGGUGGAUAUCAUCACUGAUGAUAAGAUGAAGGAUGAUGGCAUGGGCUCUCAGGCUGCAUCCAUGGUUUCGCCAUAUACCUCAGGAGGAAUGGGAUUUUCCUUUGAUCUGUACCCGAACCAGCAUCACCUCGCAUAUAUGUGGCCUCCACAAGAGCAGCAGGAGCAGUGGCCUCCACAGGAGCAGCAGGAGCAGAAGCAGAAGCAGGAUUCUGAUGGUGGUGGACAAGAUGAAUGAGAUAAAUCACAUUCUGUGAUUACUUAUUGUCGUAGUGUGGUUUGGUUAGCUUGAGUUUGGUUGGAAAAACUUUUUUUUUCCGUAGACUGUUUUUAUGUUUGUUUUGCUGCCUUCUGGUAGCGAUAGGAGGGCGAUCCGGUCUGAAACUGUUGGUAGCAUUCAUGAUGAAUUUCUCAGUGGUUAUAAUUUAUGAAUCUUAGUAACAGCUGUUGCAAGAACAAAUAUUUCCUCUGGUUAGAAUUGUUUUUUAAUUUCCUUUUCUUCU
This is a messenger RNA of Oryza sativa Japonica Group (Japanese rice), 1207 nucleotides long. Its product is annotated as nuclear transcription factor Y subunit C-4-like. Gene Ontology annotation, cellular component: nucleus. Lineage: Eukaryota; Viridiplantae; Streptophyta; Magnoliopsida; Poales; Poaceae. Gene Ontology annotation, molecular function: DNA-binding transcription factor activity, RNA polymerase II-specific; RNA polymerase II cis-regulatory region sequence-specific DNA binding; protein heterodimerization activity. The record is from RefSeq and is a predicted model, not a curated record. Gene Ontology annotation, biological process: regulation of transcription by RNA polymerase II.